Ceratitis capitata (Mediterranean fruit fly) is the source of this 4548-nucleotide messenger RNA. RefSeq names its product nuclear pore complex protein Nup160 homolog (gene Nup160). The record is from RefSeq and is a predicted model, not a curated record. The transcript is spliced from 15 exons. Gene Ontology annotation, molecular function: structural constituent of nuclear pore. Gene Ontology annotation, cellular component: nuclear pore. The coding region runs from base 93 to 4445 and encodes 1450 amino acids. Lineage: Eukaryota; Metazoa; Arthropoda; Insecta; Diptera; Tephritidae.
UAUAUGUGAGGUUAUAAAUGACUGCAGACACUCAACAAUUUGUAAAGUAAAUAAAAUCAUAAAUAUUUGUUGAAAACUAAAUUAGCGCGAUAAUGGAUAGUACUAGCUUAUUUUAUCGUGAAGUUAUACCGGACACUUCUUGUCAAGAAGAAUGGAUUGAAAUUCAAUUGAAUACAGGUGCAACACAAAGCACCCUUCAGGAUAUUAAGGUCGUGGAAAAAGCAGGCGGAUAUUGUUACCAAAAUGUACAACUGAACCACAAUCGAAAUCGAUUUAUUUAUUGGCAUACCUACCAAGAUAUCCUGGAACUAUCAGAAGUUUGUUUGGAUUUCACUUUAUACAAAAACAAUGUACGCUACAAGUUUUCAGACACACCGGUGCUAAGUGUGUGCAUAAGUGAACAAGAUCGAUAUGUGACACUUCUCGUAACAACUGUUUGCAGUUUACACCAUAUAAGAUUUCCACAUCCAGACACUUUGGCCGAUGGUGUUAAUUCAAAAGUUUCAUCUAAAAAUAUUCAUUCAACCACUAGUGGAAUUUCAAUUGAUUUCAACGACUCACAAUCACUGUCAAUAUUUCAUGAGGCGAAUAACGCUUCUGUGCGUAGUCCAAGCAGUUUUUAUGUUAUUGACACACAAAAUGCCGCUUCAAGUCCGGUGCCGCAUGCUGCGACUAGUUUUUUAUCGCCCAGCGGUGAUGAGGCUUACUUUACUCUAGCUUGUCAGUCGGAACUAAUGCUAUAUGUCAUGAAUUGUGAAAACGGUUAUACCACCCCGCAGACAUUAAAGGAAAGUAACAUAAUGCCUCGUUUAUUUUCAAAUUUGAAAAACGCAUUCACUGGUAAAAAUGAUAUUUCGGAUGCUAAUCAUGUCAGCUCCGUCGUUUUCUGUUACAUCAAUGGUCAGAUAUACUUACUGGCUUUAUCUAGAGAUGUGCAACUUCGUGUAUGGUCUACUACUAGCUUCCAGUGCGUUUGCUCCAUUGACUGUGUACGCGACAAUAAUAAAACACGAGCCCAAGGACCACAAAGCAGCGUGUUACGCAAAAUAAACGAUACCUCAGUAUGUGCAUUUCUAUCUCACUCGAAUCGAUCAGAAUUUCUUUGUAUUGACAUACAUAUUGAUGAAGCCACGUCGGCAGGCUUGAGUUUAAGUUAUCGGAAAAGUAUACCCGCCCCCUUACUUGAUUUGGCUGAUUUUGCAGUCACUGAGAGUAGAAUUUGGGCGUUGUGGACAAACGCGGAAGGAGAAUUUAGUAUUUCAAAUUAUCCACUAAUACGAUUCUUGGGCAUGAGUUGGUCAUUAGCGGCACUAGAGCCACCACCAGAUAGAUACUGCAUUGGUAAUGAGCACAGUUCGGAUCCGAGAGAAGCUUACUGUAAUUAUAUUUUCCAGCGCGGUAAAUUCGAACGUGAAGUCAUCGCCAAAGCAUUAUUUAUGUUUCGUCGUACAAAUUUACGCUUCGAGUCUAAGCAUUGCACACUGCCUGUACUUAAAGAUCAAGUGUGCCAAGCUGUCGAAGAUGAAAUACAAAACGAGGUCAAAGAAUUCGAUGUCACUGAUGAAGAUUACUUAGAAAUAGCCACGCGACAAUGGGAACGUUUCUAUUCGUGUUGUGAGCAAUAUCAUUUGAAAUCAGUUCAACCUUGUGGUCUUUUCGUACUCCAACCCAUUGAUGGUGUAUGCUUAGUCAAGAAGAACAACUUUUCACUUUUGCGUCCUUGUGAUACCUUAGAGCAUCUUAUGCUCGCUGGUGAUGAUCUUGAUACAAGCACCGUUGUUUCCACAUAUUUCGCUGGAAAUGAAAGCGUUGGUGAAGAUCUCGUUGUGCUGGUGUCCAUUGUAGCCCAGUUAGAGCGCUGGCUCCCGGAUGAAGUGAAAUCUGAUGUGGAUAGACGACUUUAUCGUUUGGAAAUGCCAAAUGUUUUCAUUUCUAAAUUGACUGAUGAAAUUUUAGCAGGCGAUCCUGACCGUGAGUUAUUACCAAGUUCCUUCCUUGUGUGGAUCAGACAAAAAAUUCAAUCAAUUAGUGAUUUACGCGUGGCUAUGACACUACUACUGGAUACUUUGCGUAUGGAUAAUGGUAAUCCCGCUGGAAUGCAAACAAAUUUGGGUUACUCGCAAGCCUCACAAUUUUUGUCCACUGUGGGUGUGCUAUUUGGCAGCCAUUUGGGUUUGUCAGUGCUUUCUGAGACUGUGCGUCAAUUAACUGCAGUAAAAUUUGCAAUUUGUAGAAAUCUACUCAUUCUGCAUCAAAUACUCAUCGACACUUAUUCUCUGAGUGUAGACUUAUUGGAAACAAUACGUUCUCAUUUCAUGCCCGAUAUAACAAUUUUCUUACAAUCCUACUAUGUAAUGAGUUGGAUAUCAGAGACGCCAGUGAACAUAAGCGCAGCGGCAACAAUGGAGAGUUCUAUUCAACGAUUGAACUUAUUGCAGCUGACAAAUGGUUCAGGACGUAUAUAUACAAAUGGUGGUAAAUAUCAUGUAUCGCCCUUGUUACGCGUUUUUCUCAAUGCGAAGGGGUUAUACACUGCUGGCGCACUUUACGCAGAAAAUUUUAAAGCUGGAGAGAACUCACCGACAUGGACGAACACGCUACUUCCGCUCACAACAAUUGUCAGCCAAUUAAUUUGGCCCGUCUCGUUUAAUUUUGUUUUUGGCGAAUGGUUGUUUGGUACUUGUCAGCACAUCGCUAUUCAGGAUUAUGUCCGUUUAUUGAGCAAUUGGUGUGAAUGGAAUAUUUGUUCACGCCAAUUUAUUCUUGCCGUCUCGUUGCUGGAUUGUGGCGAAACCUAUAAAGCCUACGAUCUUUUCCUUCAAUCAACAAAAGGUGUAAUGCGUGAACAAUUUUUAACAGACAAAAUUCUAAAGGGUACACCACUAGCUAAACGUACAGAGUGUGUAACUGCAUUAGGUGAAGAAGAUGGUGGUGGCGGUGACGCUUUAGAUAAUACUAUAAGCAAUCAAAUCAUUACCCAAUACUAUUUGAAAGUGAUUCAGUUGCUAGAACAACAUAACGCUUUAGAUCAUAUUAUUUCAAUGGCUCAAGUUGCCAUUGGCUUACUGGACAAAUCUGAUCCCCAAUUACCAAUGUUUCAGUCAAUUGUCUUCAAUAACCAUUUGCAGUUAGAACACUACGAGGAGGCUUAUCACUCGCUCAUAUAUAAUGCGGAGCUGUCGCGUCGGAAGGACUGCCUACGGCAGCUGGUAGUAACACUGUUUAAUCGGAAAAGACUGGAUUUAUUAAUGCACUUUCCGUACGUGGGAUUGCAUGAAGAAUUUGAAAAUAUUGUUGAAUCCCGAGCACGCUCGCUGGUAAUUGACCAAAAUGAGGUCUACGACUUCUUGUAUGCAUUCCACGUAAACAAUGGAAAUAUGAGGAAAGCUUCGGCUAUUAUGUACGAACAAGCCAUGCGUUUCCAACUUGAAAGCGAUACUGUAGAAUCUAUGGAAAAGCGCUGCUCUUCACUUUUGGUUUGUAUAAACUCGUUGCAUCUUAUUGACCGUCGGUAUCGAUGGAUCGCAAAGCCAGUAAUUGGUCUGGAUGACGCGCCACCUUCGAAUGCGGCCAUUGCGACUGACGCCAUGGAGAGUGGAACAGAUGAUGACGCUAUUCGCGAGCAAGUUGUAGUAUUAGAAAUAAAAGAUAUUAAACGUGAAUUACUACAAACAGAAGCGCUUGUGCGACUCGCUGAUCAUCGUAAGGAUGUCCAAACAUUCAUCAAUGCAGGUCCUCAAGAAUUGGCGAUAAUCUUAUCUGGCUGCGGUCUGUACACAGCUGCACUCAAGUUAGCCAGCGGUUUUGAAAUAUCUUCUCUCCCAAUAUUUGAGAGUCUCGCCGCAGCUUGUGUGCGCAUUGACGAUGAAGGGCCGAAUCAGGCAUGGGCGUGGUUACAGGAGAAUGACUUGGCUGAUUUGCCUCAUCGCAACAAACCUGCUGACAUGGCUUGGUCACUACUACAAAAACUUAUUUACGACAAUGAAUUAGAGAAUUCGACUCGUAUACGCAAAGCUGUGGUAAACAAGCUGCUCAGCUUAAACGGUUUCGUGCCACAAUGGUUGUACAACGACUACAAAUUGUCCAAUUGCGGGGAGUUGUUGUAUUUGUUCGUGAAGCAUAGUAGGUUACUGGAAGCAGCUGAAUUAGCGCAGGAAAUGAUAAAUGCAAUGUUGGGUGCAGGUAGUGAAUAUUUCAGUUUCAAACACUCCAUCGCCGUUACAAACCAAGAAAUGUGCUUACCUGUCAACACAUUGGACCUUUUACUGCACGGUUUGCGUUUGAAUGCAGAUUCAGAUAUAGAGUAUAAGCAGGUGCUUACCGAAUUAGAGGACGUUGUUCAGAACUACCUUAGUACGGCUCAACGCACGGCGGCAGACAAAAUCCAAAUGGCUUUUCAAGAAGAACGUAGCAACAUACAGCGACAGCAAGCAGCUUUGGCUUGAAAUCAUUUAUUUUUCAAAAGUUUUUUUAAUAUUUCCAAGUGUCAACUACUUUCUAAUUACUAUGCUUAAAAAUAAAUUAUUCGUAUUUUCGUAAAUUUAAAAA